Capsella rubella is the source of this 676-nucleotide messenger RNA. RefSeq lists its product as uncharacterized. The transcript has a single exon. The record is from RefSeq and is a predicted model, not a curated record. The coding region runs from base 75 to 512 and encodes 145 amino acids. Lineage: Eukaryota; Viridiplantae; Streptophyta; Magnoliopsida; Brassicales; Brassicaceae.
UUCUCUCACACCUUUCUCACUUUUUAUUCUCUCAAGUCUCAACCUCCUUCUUCAUCUUCCUCUCUUUCUUGGCCAUGAGCUGCUCAAUUAUGAAAACCCUUCAGAUUCGUAAACCCACUUCUCUCCCUAUCUCUUCCACCACCACCACAACAACAGAUGAGCCGGGGCUUAUCCGCCGCCGUCUCUCUUCUCUCUCGCUAAAUCUCUCACGUAACCAACCUUCCAGUACCGUGCCAAGACCCAAGUCGGUCUCAAGCAUGGGAGAGCAAGGAGGUAGCUCCGUGAAAGAAUGGUGGGAAUGGAGUUGGUCAUUGGUUCUUUUCAAGAAGUUACCAAUCUUUUUCACGGAUCUUGAGGUUAACAAGAACGAAACCAAACCAUCAUUAAUGGGGAAUCAACAAAGAGGUAGUAGCUUUAUCGCCGUCUUCUUUAAACUCCGAUCUGAGAUCCGCCGUCUCCUACGUUCUUCCUCCGAGUCUCUUCCUCUAUCUUACAAACACGGACAGCGAUGACGUUACAGCCUUCUCUCGUUUUGAGGUUUUAAGACUUUUUCAUGUGUGUCGUUACUUUCAUUCAUAUAAAUUCUCUUAUUUCAUUUCUUAAUUACGAUGUAUAAUCUGCUUGAGUUACCUAUCAUUUCCUAGAAUUUGUUAUUAUUAUUAUUAUUUUUUUUUUU